Caenorhabditis angaria is the source of this 349-nucleotide messenger RNA. The record is from the annotation of a GenBank genome assembly. NCBI's taxonomy places the organism in Eukaryota, Metazoa, Nematoda, Chromadorea, Rhabditida, Rhabditidae.
UUGUUUUCUUGGUCAUGCCCUUUGUUCCAAAUCAAUCCACCGGUGUAAGUUUUUAUGAUUGUGUAUAUAAUCAUUUCUGUUAUUCUGUGAAUGUCAAUGUUUUUUUGCAGAAUUGUUUGGCGUAGUCUUUCACUAAUUGUUGCCUUGUUUCCAAUUCUUGAUCCAAUUGCAAUUAUUUUAAUUCUUCCGGAAUAUCGAAGAGCAGCUUGGACAGCUAUGAUUUGUGGUAAACAAAAUAUCAAAAAUAACCCGUCAACAACUGAAAUGUUUAGCGUAAGCUUUUUAGAAAAAUUUGUGACCAGAUAUCCCAAUUCAAACACAUUUUCAGAAAACAGCCCGUAGCUCUUAA